AUUUCAUACUGUAUGUGAGAAUUUGGUCGUUCGAGUCCCUUUGGCCUUGACGCUUUCCCCAUGGUUUCGCAGUAUUAGCAAGCCAACAUGGUGAGUCCUUCUUUUCUACAAUUGAUGGCUUCAUUUUUAAAUUUUACGAUUUAGAGUCUUGCGCUAGGAAUCUUGCAAGUCGUCACUGAACAAACCGAUGAGAAGAUAAUGUAUGUGGCGGUCGAGAACUGCAAUGGACACCUAUGUAUAUAAAGGGGUAUCCCGUCCUUUACGCCCAGCUUAGUAGCUAAAUGUAACUAUUGUUAGGACAAUUUAAUGUGGUGGUCAUCGAAGCAGCAGAUUAAAGAUGGCAGACACUUCUCUAUUUAAGAUCACUCCGGAAAAGGAAGCGACGAUAUCUCAAUACUUUUAUCGCCAGUUCUUUGGGAAGACGCCGGUUAUUACUAAGAACGAUGUAGAUUUAGCUGGCAAGACGGCUAUAGUAACGGGUUCCAAUACAGGUAUUGGAUUAGAGGCUGUGCGCCAACUCCUAGAUCUGGGGUUGAGCAAAGUCAUCCUUGCUGUACGCGAUGUUGCAAAAGGGGAGACUGCUCGCAAGGAGCUCUCUGCCGGACGAGAUAGGGCUCACGAUAUUGAAAUCUGGAGCUUAGAUUUGGCUUCAUAUUCAUCCAUCCUUGAAUUCUCACACCGGGCAAAAACACUAGACCAUCUAGAUAUCGUCAUCUUGAACGCCGGUCUAUACAAGGUGACGGAGUCGUUCAACUCCUCGACUGGCUUUGAAGAAGCGGUUCAAGUCAACUACCUCUCAAACGUCCUAUUGAUGUGCCUACUGUUACCCACGCUGAAGAAGAAGGCGCAGAUGCUCCCUGCUCGGAUGGUCCUCGUCUCCUCAGAUACUGCAGCCUGGGUGCACUUCAAACCGAGUGGGCCGAUUCUAUCAUCUUUCAAGCUGAAAGCCGAGAAAUGGAACAUGCAAGAGCGAUACGGAACAACAAAGCUGCUGGGACAGAUGUUUGUCACGAUGCUGAGCAAACAUGUGUCGUCAUCAAUCGUCACAAUCAACGCCUCCAAUCCCGGUUUUUGCUAUGGAACUGAGCUUCAGCGUGAAGGCGCUGGCCAGUUUCUGGGUUAUGUUGUGGCAAUCAUCACCCGAUUGAUCGGCAAGCCAGUGCCUCUCGGUGCUCGCACAAUUGUUCAUGCUGCUUGCAACUUUGGCACAGAGGUACACGGCCAGUACGUUGAAGACGGAGAAAUCAGACCAAAAGCUGCCAUGAUAUACCAACCAGAGGGAAUGAAACUUUGCGAGCAGUUGUGGGAAGAGACUUUGGAUGAACUUUCAUUUGCUAACGUCAAGGAGUGUAUCAAGGAAGCCAGUAAAUAGCUAGUGUUCGGUAAUUUCCAUUGACUACUGUGGC
Molecule: messenger RNA, 1406 nt
Organism: Xylaria bambusicola
Lineage: Eukaryota; Fungi; Ascomycota; Sordariomycetes; Xylariales; Xylariaceae
Exons: 2
Coding region: 338-1372 (344 amino acids)
Source: RefSeq, a predicted model, not a curated record